GCACCGCCGCCUCUACGACCGCAUUUCACGGACGACGAUCGAAGCGGCUACACGAUACAGAGUGUACACAGCGAGCGCACGCACGUCCACCUGAUUCUGACACAUUGAGCCGCGCGAGGGACAAACGAGUGAAAACAAAGUUGCACAGUGCGGACAUCGACCUGCGGACUUUCUUGAUUCUUUUCUACUAGCUCCAUCCAGUCCAAGUGGAAGGUACACCGAUACCGAUCGUCUCAGGGAGGGUUUCCAAAAUCCCUCCCAUCUACGAACGUCCAACAACCAGCAACAUUUCAGUUGAGGAAGGAGGUGUUCUUAACGUACCAAAAUCAUGCAACCGUCAGCAGCUUCCGUUAUCUGUUACUCGUGGCGUGAGAUCGCGGCCACUGGGAGAUGCCACCUCGAUGAAGGUGGAGACAGUUCCUCUGCUAAGCCCGACGAUGGAGUCCGAUCUUCUAAAGGAACCCUGGGUAUUCCCGCGCACAAAAGUAAACUAUACGAAAGAAGAGGACGUCGCGGCACUCUCCGCAUGGGAAGAACACUUUCAGGAUCUGAGCAGUUGGUGCAUGGACCCGUUCCAGGGUCAAUGCGAUUUUCAUAUAGGUGAAUCGACUACGUUUAAACUAUCAGGUACGAAAUACGAGGGUAACGGCGUUUUAAUUGCAGAAGAGGAAGGAUUGUUAAAAGAUUUGACGAAUACGACUGAUGAUGAGAAGUUGGAUUUGAAAAUGGAUACCGUUAAGACGACUAAAGAGUCAAGUGACAAUCGUCACUUGCUGCUAUCUCCAUCGGAACUCGCUAACGAAUACAAAUUAGGAUAUAAUAAUGAUAAGAAGAAUACAUCCAGCUCGUGGUUAAUGUCACUCGAAUCUACAGCUUCUAAGAGCACCUCCUCGAGCAAACAGCAUGACGCAGAUGUUAGUGUGUCAUUGGUAUCCAACGAUCACGAUUUUGAUUAUGCCAGCCCGACGUCGAUCGACAACGCCAUAAAUCAGCGCGAAACAUGGGACGAGCUACGCACGAUCGAGACAACUGGAUCAGACACUUUCGACUUACUAUCGUAUCUUUGGGAAGAUGAAAUGCGCGCAGUGGAAGGCAGUGUGUCUACAGAUUCCUCGACGAUAUUGAAAGUUAGACCAAUCGCAACGACAUCGUCGUCGACACUACCGUUUACCUCCACAAAAAUAAAGACGGAGGAGAUUAAUGAACUAACGCCACCUUUGACGCGUAGAAGAAUGGAGACCCGCGCGUCGUCGACGAUAACUUCGUCCACGACAAAGUCUCCCGUAACGUCGUCUCGUAGAUCCGAGAGGACGAGAAUAGUGGCGACUAGAAGCAAAGAAAGGGAAAGAGUUACCGUCACCAAUACAAAGGCAAAGGAUAAAAAUGGAAGGAAGAAAUAUUACGAGAGCGAUUCCGAUGAUGACAUCGCCCUCGUCCAAUAUCGAGAAUGCCGUGAAAAGAACAACGAAGCAUCGCGAAGAUCGCGGAUGAACAAGAAAGCGAAGGAAUCUGAAAUGUCCGUGAGAGCGACCGAGCUGGAGAGAGACAACAAGAUACUGAAGAUGAAGGUCGAGGAAUUGGAGAAGCUGGUGACGUCGAUGCGCAAUGCGUUAUUACGAUCUGCUUUAAAGAAGGAAUUUUAAGUAUGCGUUAUUUAAUAUCUAGACGUUCUCACGACCAGUCGCGCAUAAUCUAAUAAACCAUAUUUGUUGCAUCUUUCCGUUAUGUCAUGCAUGCGUCCAUUAUUACGCGAUGUCUUUUAGCACGAAGAGAGUUAUGUGAACUUUAACGUUGAACUUAUUUGCCUUAAUUGUCUUAAUGUGGGAUUAAAAGCGUUCUCAAAGGCUUAUUAUUAUCGUUACUUUCAUGUUGUUUUAUUCGAGAGACGUGUUUUUAUUGAUCUCGUCUCGCAAGUAUUCUAUAUCGUUACGCAAUUUUAUUGCCCCGAUUAAACGCGGAUUAGCGAUAGACUAAUUGUACGCUGCUGCAAUGCGUGUUAAAAAUGUUUAAAAAAAAAAAAAUGCGAAGUUGAACUUGCUGUAUAUCGGUACGCUGAAAUAUUAUAUAUUAAAAGUUUAUUUUGUUAUAACGAGAGGGAAGGAGAGAUUAGAAACACCGAAAUUAGAAUAUAUUUUGCGUAAUAAAUACAUACACACAAUCAUACAUGCACACAUACACACGGAACGAAUUACCUCUUAGAAUUUACCCUAAAAAUCACGGUAGUCGUGAUGCAACAUGAACUUCGAAGAAUUUCAUUGUACUUUCGGUAAAAUUUAAACAAAUUAUUUUAUACUAUAAAAUAAUUUGGACAGAUUUUAUUGAAAUUUCUUAAAUUUUAUUAAAAUUAUAGUAAAAUCCUUUGAAAAAUCACGUUGUAUGAGUACCAUGAUUUUGAGAGGGUAAAUGCUAAGGGAAAUUCUCACCGUGCAUAUACACAUAUAUAUAUCCUAUAAGUUACUUUGUGUAUAAGACAUACGACACGAACGAGCAGAUGACACACACUAUUUUAAAUGAUAGUACCGUUAUCGAGAUUUUUAUCGAGAUAAUAAAAUCACACGAUUAUAUAUUUUCUUCAGCCUUGUAUUGUACCUGAUACGAAAAAGAACAAAAAAAAGAGCAUGCAUGUAGAAUUCUAUCGCAGAGAAAAGUGUGUAUAAUUGGUAAUGCACAAUUUUCUACUACUUGGUGUGGAUUCAACGAUAUUGCGAGUUGUAAACGACUACAUUGUAAAAUCCAAAUCCAAUAAAAAUCUUUAUUUUGAAAAAUCAA
Molecule: messenger RNA, 2769 nt
Organism: Solenopsis invicta (red fire ant)
Lineage: Eukaryota; Metazoa; Arthropoda; Insecta; Hymenoptera; Formicidae
Exons: 5
Coding region: 402-1643 (413 amino acids)
Biological process (GO): regulation of transcription by RNA polymerase II; DNA-templated transcription
Molecular function (GO): RNA polymerase II cis-regulatory region sequence-specific DNA binding; DNA-binding transcription factor activity, RNA polymerase II-specific
Source: RefSeq, a predicted model, not a curated record